CGCGCCCCGGGCUCUGCCGGCUUAAUUACUCCUUUACCUAUCAGCGCGUGCAGUGCACACUAAUCGGAACCUAUGUGAUGCAUUAACACCUUCAGGUAGCCUGUGUGUUAAGGAAGGUAGCUUACUCGCCUUUUUCGAAGUUUCGCUGGCGGUCUGAGCCGAAUGGAAAGACGAGCGAGAGAGGCAACGGCGUCAGCAACAGGGCACUGGCAAAUCAUCAGCGUGGACAAUUAUUGGCAAAGUAUCUCGAUCGUCUAGGGUUAGAAGUGCGACAAAAAACCCUGACGUUAUUACUCGAUUUUCAUCUCAUUGUUGUAAUCGUGUGGGGAUUUCUUACAUUUUUUGCGUCAUUAAAUGGAGCGGUGCAGGUGACGUUUGGACUGUUGCGUUCAAGAGGAGCUCGUAUCCAACACUAAAAGCCGGCGAGGAAAAUAUGUAUGGACGCUACACGCAGGAGCUGGGCGCCUAUGCCAAAGAAGAGGCAGCUCGGUUACGCGAGGAUGGAGCGCUGCGGAGGACCACCAGUGUGCGUGGCCAGGCCCCAGAACUGCAGGAGAAUGAGAAACACCCGUGUGCCAAGUGUCAAGUUUGUACGUCACGGUGUAAGAAGUUCCUGAUUUCCCGCAUGGGUGAAGACUGGAUUUUUCUCAUCCUCCUGGGGCUUCUCAUGGCAUUGGUCAGCUGGGCCAUGGACUACACUAUUGCCUUCUGCCAGCAAGCACAGAAGUGGAUGUAUCGUGGUCUGCACAGUAACAUGCUUCUGCAGUACCUGGCUUGGGUCACCUACCCCGUAGUUCUUAUCACCUUCUCUGCUGGCUUCACGCAGAUACUCGCACCACAGGCAGUGGGCUCCGGGAUCCCCGAGAUGAAGACCAUCCUCAGAGGUGUGGUGCUGAAGGAGUACCUUACUUUCAAAACCUUUGUCGCCAAAGUGAUCGGCUUAACUUGUGCCCUUGGUAGUGGCAUGCCUCUAGGCAAAGAGGGACCAUUUGUUCAUGUUGCCAGCCUGUGUGCUGCUCUGUUGAGCAAAUUCAUGGCCUUGUUUGGAGGAAUCUACAUGCUGAAGGAAGAGCCAUUUGAGGGAAACAAGAAUGAGCUAAGAAACACAGAGAUGCUGUCGGCGGCCUGUGCAGUGGGAGUGGGCUGUUGCUUUGCAGCUCCCAUUGGAGGAGUGCUGUUUAGUAUUGAGGUCACAUCUACGUUCUUUGCUGUGAGGAACUACUGGAGAGGAUUCUUCGCUGCAACCUUCAGUGCCUUUAUCUUCAGGGUGCUGGCGGUGUGGAAUAAGGAUGAGGAGACGAUCACGGCCCUCUUUAAAACCCGCUUUCGUCUGGACUUUCCUUUUGAUCUACAAGAACUUCCAGCUUUUGCUGUGCUUGGCAUUGCCAGUGGUUUCGGUGGGGCGUUGUAUGUUUACCUAAACAGGAUAAUUGUGGAAUCAAUGAGAAAACAGAAAACUAUCAACAAGUUUCUGCUUAAAAAAAGACUAGUGUAUCCUGCGAUGGUCACUCUGCUUAUAUCCACUCUUACCUUUCCUCCAGGAUUUGGCCAGUUCAUGGCCGGCCAGCUGACUCAACACGAGUCACUAGUGGCACUCUUUGAUAACCAGACCUGGUACAAGCAAGGUGUUGCUGAAGAGUUUGAGUACUCCAGUGACGUACCUCAGGCCUGGAGGCACCCUCAAAUCAGCGUCUUCAUCAUUCUCCUCCUCUUCAUCGUCAUGAAGUUCUGGAUGUCAGCUGUGGCCACAACAAUGCCUGUGCCUUGCGGGGCCUUCAUGCCAGUUUUCCUCAUUGGGGCUGCAUUCGGUCGACUGGUUGGUGAGAGCAUGGCUGCUUUUUUCCCUGAAGGGAUACACACUGACAGCACUGUAUAUCCCAUAGUUCCCGGCGGUUACGCAGUUGUAGGGGCGGCGGCUCUCUCCGGCGCAGUCACUCACACCGUGUCCACCGCUGUCAUCGUGUUUGAGCUGACCGGCCAAAUCUCGCACAUACUUCCCGUGAUGAUCGCGGUCAUACUGGCCAAUGCUGUGGCUCAGAGUCUCCAGCCUUCCCUUUACGACUCCAUCAUCAGGAUCCAGAAACUUCCAUACCUGCCGGAGCUGGGCUGGGGACAGGAGAAAUAUAAUAUUCGUGUGGAGGACAUAAUGGUGAGAGACGUGCGGCAUAUCACUCUCUCCUCCUCCUAUCGGGACCUGCAGGAAGCUCUCGUAACAGGCCAUCUUAAGACUCUUGCCCUGGUGGAGUCCAAAGAGUCCAUGAUCCUGCUGGGGUCUAUAGAGCGAUCACAGCUGCAGUCCCUGCUCACACAGCAGCUCGGCCGGGCCAGCAGGCUGAAGUACUUGAGGGAGCGCGCUCAGGACAACGGUACCCACGUGCCCACGUACCCCCAGGACUCUCCCCCAAAAACUAGCCGUGGCGUUCACUUCCUGAUCUCCACUGAAGAGUCCUCAUACAGCCCUACACUGACUAACUCUCAGAUCCCUCUCAAGUCUGCUCUGAAGACAGUUUCUCCAGUCAGCAACACAGAGUCGUUGAACAGCUCCCCAAAUAUGUCCUCCGAGGAAUCUGUAAAGGAGCUGGUUGAGAGCAAUGCUGGCCCCAUGUCUCCUAAGAGGAGCAGGAUGCCCAAGCGUGUGAAGAUUACCAUGGCGGACACUCCUGAUGUUGAAGAUGACAUGUCAACUGCAGAGAUAGCAGAAUGGGAAGAGCAACAGUUGGAUGAGGCUGUCAAUUUCAAUAAUUGUAAAAUAGACCCCGCCCCCUUUCAGCUAGUGGAGCGAACAUCUUUGCAUAAGACACACACCAUUUUCUCACUACUUGGCCUGGACCAUGCCUACGUCACCAGCACCGGACGUCUAGUAGGUGUGGUCUCUUUGAAGGAGUUGCGUAAGGCUAUCGAGGGCUCUGUAACGGUGACUGGAGUGAAAGUCCGCCCCCCGCUGGCCAGUUUCCGUGACAGCGGCAACAGCAGCAGCGUUUCAGAAGUGACCGAGCUUCACAAGCUCUGGAGUCGUCACAAGAGCCUUUCGUUGCCACGGGAACCCAACCUCCCCGACCUAGAGGACCAAGUAGAGCAGCAGUCUGAAGCCAGCCUGGUGAAUGAGACAGAGUGCACAGAGCUGUCCAGUCAGAACAGCCCCUCACAUACAGAUAACCAAUCAGAGCUACCCUACGCCGAGACCACGCCCCAAGAUGAGCAUCUACCUAAGCUCCCCUAUGACUGUACCCACCCACUUCAGGACGCCUCGGAGCCAGUCAGUGACCAUUGUCAGACCCAGAUCGAGGAUCCUUUGAGUAAGGAAAGCCCGUCACACUCAGAGGGUCAAGCGAAAUGACAGCAGGUUGCGGUUGGUAAUGCACACUCCAUUUAUACCAUAAACCAGAUUGUCAAGUCAGGGUGAGAAGAUUUUGGAGGGAGCCAUUAAACAGUAAAGCACACCGUCUGUUCUUUACUUAUCAAACCGAAAAUUGUUGGUCCUGCCCUCAAUAAAACACGCCCUGUGUGUUUGUGGACUGUCAUAGAUACACACUGCAGUAUGUUUCUUUUCAUGUUAGUAGGAUUUAUGUCAGGAAAGUGUAAAGUUUAUGUUUGAGAAUAUCACAACAUCAGGGAUGUCAACAAAGAUUUUAUGGUGUAUCCUUCUCACUUGGCCACCUUUAAAAAAUGUAUCCAACCCCUUGAAUUUUAGAGACGGCCCUGUGAACAUUUAGUGCUUGUGGAAUGAUUUAAUGUAUUUUAAUCACAAACUUUUGUCAAUGCUGAUUUGUGGCUUCGUAGCGCAUUUCUGUGUCAGUGCACAAGUGUGUUUUGUCUUUGCGUAAGUGAUGGAGAGUGUGCGUAAGGAUGGCAGAGUGUGCGCGAGAGUGACUCAGCUGCACCUAGCCAACGCACCCAUCUGGUGCCGACACUUUAAAUCCAAAUAAAAUUGUCUCUGCGAGCGAAACUACAAUUUUGCUCUAAAUAUAGCCCUUAAUAACCCAGACUGCAAGGAAACAUGGGGGGUGGGGAGAGAAAACCAAUGGGUGGGCAACACAGAAGUCAUGGAACGAACAAGUAUGAGAGCAUGAGAUCGAAAAGAUGAUGUGAAAAUGAAGAGAGAUUUUUUGUGUCACACCGGUUUUAAAUCAGGACAGUUUUGAAGCACAUUGUAAUUAUCAUUCGGAUAAUACAUACAGUAGCGAUACACAAACCCUUUACCAUUCUGAAAUGCAUUUGUUGAGCACAUGGUUUGGUCGGUGUUGCCUGUAAUUAUGAGUAAUGAUAGCCCAAGCUACAUGUAGACAUGUUAAGCAUGCUCAGAUCUGCAUCAGAUUCAGGACCAGCGUGCCUGGCUAUUUCAAAUAUAUCAAAGCAUCUGAAAAUAUCUGCUGUGGAGAGCCCUUUUUAAUGUUUUAUGAUACGCAUGCACCCCAAUGCAGUCAUUUGCAUGAGCACAAACGAUGCACAUCUAAAUAAAUAAAAAUGCUAAGAUAAAUUCAGCCUAUAAAAUGAUCGCACAGGGUUUUUUUAUGUGUUUGCUACUCCACCGGAUUUAAUUAUGUGGCCUUAGGGAAUUCUAACUAUAUUUUUUUAGGCCAGUUUUGUUGAUCCUGGAUUAAAGGGAUAGUUCACCCAAAAACAAAAUUUGCUGUUUAUUUACUCACCCUCGGGCCGUUUGAUAUGUUAAUGACAUUUUUCUUCAGUAGAACAAUAAAGAAGAUAUUUUGCAGAAACCGCAGUGCUCUGUGAUCCAUAUAAUGUAAGUAAACGGUUACAGGCACUUUGAAGGGAUAGUUCACCCAAAAAUGUAAAAUCUGUCAUCAUGUUGUUCUAAACCAUAGACUGUAAAAAAAGAUGGAUGUAGUGUCCAUGACGUCACUCACUGGUUUCUGAAGAUCGUUUUUGAAGCUUAAAGUAGGUGGUGCCUGCCGUCGCCAUCUUGGCAGCGCAUCACUCGCGGAUAUCCGAAUAUGGGUAAAAAAAAAAGGGGGACGUGGGUAGACGCCGAAGCCGCCGCCAUUUGCACCAUUUAGAAGUUCAGCGCCGCCAGCCAAUAAUUUUCUAAGCCAAAUUGAGCCGCCAGCUGAUAAAGUUUGGCUGAGCCGGCUAGAAUUAUUUGCGUCAAAUAAUAAUGCUAUCACACAGAGACAUACACACACGAAAUAUACAAACAAUACACAAGAUCUAUUUUCCGACUGGUUUUAUAACAGCACAGUCUUGUGCUCGCUCGUUGCUACGAUACACAGAGGCUGUUUCUCAAUCCAAAGGUUGCAGCAUUCAUCAUCAAGCCUGGUUUAUUUAAGUUAAUUGAGCAUAACAUUCGCAAGCCAUACACAUAUUACAACAAUUUACGAUUAACUAAGAAUAAGAAUAAUCUUUAUAAUUGUUUAUAUUUUGAAAUAAGACAGUCUUGAUGACGUAUGCAGCGUAAAAAUGCGACCUCCGGAGGCUGCAGUCUUCGGAUUGGGAAACGGCCAGAGACUUACAGUGAAAUACAGAAUGUAAUAAAAAUUGGUCGUUUUCCGUACAGAAGAAGCGAUGCAUUUUUUUUUUUCUUGCACUGAUGUGAAAUGGCGGAAAGAAGCAAGCAAGGUAAUUUCAAGAUCUCAUUUCUCACAUACUUUCCUAAUUCCUACUUCCUUUUUUUUUACUAAGACCUACCCAGACUUUAAAUCUUCAGGGCAUGGUUGCCCAAACACCUGAUUCAAAGAUUGAUGUUAUGAAUCAAAUACUUCUUUUGGAGCAUGCAUCUAGCAGCCAGUCGAUGAAUUGCAGUUUAAAUCACUUCCGUAUUGGCUUCAUCAGAGAGAUCGAAAGGUUGCCCCUCUUUCUAAACCUGUAUGAAUUUCUUUUUCUGAUGAACACAAAAGAAGACAUUUUGAUAAAUGAUGGUAAGCACACAGCGGAUUGUAACCAUUGACUUCCAUAUUAGGAAAACAAAAACAAGUAUUGUGAUAAAUGAUGAAGAAGAUAUUUUGAUAAAUGAUGAAGAUUUUUGAUAAAUGAUGGUAAGCACACAUUUGAAGGAACCCAUUAAAUUCAAUCGUAUUUGUUUUUCCUACUAUGGAAGUCAGUGGUGUUUGUGUUCAUCAGAAAAAGAAAUUCAUACAUAUAGGUUUAGAACAGCAUGAGAAUGAGAAAAUUAUGACAGGAUUUUAGGGUGAACUGUCCCUUUAAGAGUUCAAAAAGCAGAUAAAUCCUGGUAGCUCAUUGACGUCUUGUGAAGCCAAUUGAUACUCUUUUUUUUUUGCAAGAAAUUGACAUUAUUUAACACAUUAUUAGCGUUAAUUCAGAGGCUCUGCCAAACAUCAUGUCACCAAAGUCACCAACAUAUCGGAUGGCCUGAGGUUGAGUUAAUAAACAGCUAAUUAUUUUUUUAUGUACACUAUCCAUUUAAAGAAGCCGUAGCUUGAUACUUUUGCAUGCUGUGCUCACACACACAUUGCACACGACCACAUCAAUGCAAAUCAGAAAAAUUGAGUGUAGAUUGAGUGGUGAGGUUUUAGAUUGUGUUAGAUCUGCUAAGUCUGCAUAAACCAGCCUUUGUAUAAAUAUCAUUGUUGUUACAUGCAGGGACACUUUGUGGUUACUGUGCAGAUCUCAUCCAGUAAAAUCAUAAUGUAAUUCAUUACAAUGAUAGAUAUUCUGUGUAUCUAAUUUGUUUUUAUUUUAGAAAUGUAAAGCUUUUUAUUUUUGAGCUGUCAAUGUGCAAUAAUGUUAUAUCUUUAGGAUUAAUGCUUGCCAAAUAUGAUUAUUUUACCGAGCACUAGCUUUAUUUCUACAGUGGCUAUUACUGAAUUUAUUUUCACAUUAUGGAUAAUAUGUAUGCAUACGGACAAGCACGAGUAGGAAGCCUCUUUACCCUUUUUUUGUUUUUAAAAUGCCUUUAACAAUGCUUUAACAAUAUCUAACAGCCUUACAUGCUAAAACCUGAGAAUGUUUUUUUAUAAACUGUUUGCAUCAAAACUGUGGUUGAAUGAUGCUAUGCAGUACAGUCAAGAACAGCACAAGUACCCCAUACACAGCAUUAGCAAAGCUAAACUUAAAUUUCGUCUUUGUGCACCGCAGGAAUAGGGGGUAAGGGUUUGAUUUAAAUGGAUCAAGACAAGUGGACCAAAACCAUAACCAUUGCACUCGACUUCCUGACACAGCUAUUUCACAGCCGCUCUUUCAGAAAUGCCUGCUUGAGGUUUCUGCGAGUUAUCGCAGCAGCCAACUGUAACCUUCAUUUAUCUGGACUUAUUCAGCUGUUUUAUGAACAUUUCUCAGAAUGCAGAUCCACAUAAAGCCGGGACAACAGGAAUAAUUUAAGCUAAUAUUGUUAUUUAGAUAUGUCAUGUUUUGUCUAUGUUUGCUGCUUGUGCAUUUUGAAUCAAGCCCAUGAUGUGUAAAUUGUUUGCUGAUAUGCCACACAUUCAGUGUAGUUAAGCAAUAAGUCUGCUCCCAUAUCCUUUAAUGGUUUUUAUAGAUCAUUUGCUUGUACAGAAUACAGGGUAAAACGGUAUGUACAGUAUAUAAACUACUCACAUACCCUGUACAUAUAGAGAUAAGCAUAAUGAAUCAGCUGUUACCAUUAUUUUUCAGAAAACAUGAACUUGUUUUGUACAUCAGUAAAUAUUAAAUUUCAACUUUAAAGAUUGUUUUUGUCCUCUGUUUCAUGUGGAAAAUAUUGUCUUGGAAUGCAGAAGAUCUGUGUCGAAUAGUUACAAUUCAAAGCGUAUGCUUUGCUUUUCAGUAAAAAUUUCUGAAAUGGCCUUAAAAUAGGAUCUGCUUGAGAUGCCUUGUUGCAUAAGAGAAUUUCCAGCAAGCAAUUUGGUGUUGAAAAGAUGCCUGAUAGAUAUCUGGGCUGUGGAUGGACGGCUAAGCUAAAAAGGGAAAUUUAAAGGGAUAGGUAACCCAAAAAGUACAUUUCUGCCAUCAUUUACUCACUCUCAUUUUGUUACAAACCUGUAUACAUUUUUUUGUUCUAGUGAACACGAAGGAAGAUAUUUUGAGGAAUGUUUGUAACCAAGCUGAUCAG
Messenger RNA from Paramisgurnus dabryanus, 8002 nucleotides. It is a transcript of the gene clcn2a, whose product is annotated as chloride channel, voltage-sensitive 2a. The record is from RefSeq and is a predicted model, not a curated record. NCBI's taxonomy places the organism in Eukaryota, Metazoa, Chordata, Actinopteri, Cypriniformes, Cobitidae. Gene Ontology annotation, biological process: transmembrane transport; chloride transport. Gene Ontology annotation, molecular function: voltage-gated chloride channel activity. Gene Ontology annotation, cellular component: plasma membrane.